UGGUCGUGGGUGGUUUUUGUUUGGAGACAAUGGCAUUUCGUUUGGAGCUUGUCUUCUUGGUUUCCCUCUUUUGUUUGGGUUUUACUUUGGCGAAUUCCGAUGAUGGAGCAACACUAAUGGAGAUGAAGAAGUCGUUUAAGGAUGUUGACAAUGUUCUAUAUGACUGGACGGAUACCCCAUCGUCAGAUUAUUGUGUUUGGAGAGGAAUCACUUGCAACAAUGUCACCUUCAAUGUCGUUUCGCUUAAUCUAUCUGGUCUAUAUCUUGAUGGGGAAAUCUCAACUGCUAUUGGAAAUCUCAAAGAUCUCCUCACCAUUGACCUCAAAGGAAAUCGGCUAUCCGGACAAAUACCGGAUGAGAUUGGUGACUGUUCUUCGUUGAAAAGCCUGGACCUGUCUUUUAAUGAGUUGUACGGAGACAUACCUUUUUCAACCUCAAAACUGAAUCGGCUGGAGUUCCUAAUUCUGAAGAACAAUCAGUUGAUUGGACCUAUACCUUCAACUCUGUCACAGAUUCCAAACUUGAAAGUUCUGGACCUAGCACAAAAUAAACUCAGUGGCGAAAUCCCGAGGCUCAUCUAUUGGAAUGAAGUGUUACAGUAUCUUGGUUUGCGAGGAAACAAUCUGGUCGGUACACUCGCUCCAGACAUGUGCCAGCUGACUGGCUUGUGGUACUUUGAUGUGAGAAACAAUAGUUUAACUGGGAGCAUCCCUCAAAAUAUAGGCAAUUGCACUGCCUUCCAAGUCUUGGAUUUGUCAUACAACCAGCUGACUGGGGAAAUUCCAUUCAACAUUGGGUUCUUGCAAGUAGCUACAUUGUCUUUGCAAGGUAAUCUUCUUUCGGGGAAGAUUCCGUCUGUUAUCGGACUUAUGCAAGCCCUUGCUGUAUUGGAUUUAAGCUGCAACAAGUUGAGUGGACCUAUCCCUCCCAUCUUAGGGAACCUGACCUACACAGAAAAAUUAUAUUUGCAUGGCAACCAACUGACUGGAUUGAUUCCCCCUGAGCUUGGGAAUAUGACAAAGUUGCACUACUUGGAACUAAAUGAUAAUCAUCUUACAGGUCGUAUUCCACCAGAGCUUGGGAAGCUAACAGAACUGUUUGAUCUGAAUGUUGCUAAUAACAAUCUUGAAGGGCCUAUUCCUGAAAAUCUUAGCUCAUGCACAAAUCUCAACAGCCUCAACGUGCAUGGAAACAAGUUGAAUGGAACCAUUCCACCUGCUUUUGAAAGGCUAGAGAGUAUGACCUAUUUGAAUCUCUCCUCGAAUGAUAUUAAGGGUGUUAUACCGAUUGAGCUUUCACGAAUCGGUAAUUUAGAUACGCUGGACAUUUCUGGUAACAAAAUUAGUGGCUCUAUUCCUUCAUCCCUCGGCGACUUGGAACACCUUUUGAAGCUGAAUUUAAGCAGAAAUCAUUUGAGAGGAACCAUUCCAGGAGAGUUUGGCAAUCUAAGAGGUGUUAUGGAAAUAGACCUUUCGAAUAAUCAUCUCUCGGGCGCUAUUCCCCAGGAACUUACACAGCUUCAGGACUUGUUCUCAUUGAGGCUGGAAAACAAUAACUUAUCCGGAGAUUUGACGUCCCUUAUCAGCUGUGACAGUCUUACCAUCUUGAAUGUGUCCUAUAACAACCUUGCUGGCGAUAUUCCCACAAGCAACAACUUUUCAAGGUUCUCGCCAGAUAGUUUUAUUGGAAAUCCCGGGCUUUGCGGCUAUUGGCUUUCUUCUCUAUGCCAUGGAUCUCAUCCCACAGAGAGAGUUGCAAUCUCUAAAGCAGCAAUCCUCGGCAUCGCGCUCGGUGCUCUUUUGAUUCUUCUAAUGAUCUUGAUUGCUGCAUGUCGCCCCCACAACCCUACACCCUUUGCAGAUGGAUCAUUGGAUAAGCCAGUUACUUACUCGAGACCAAAACUGGUGAUCCUACAUAUGAAUAUGGCACUUCACGUAUACGAGGACAUCAUGAGGGUGACCGAGAAUUUGAGUGAGAAGUAUAUAAUUGGCAGCGGCGCAUCGAGCACAGUCUAUAAGUGUGUUCUUAAGAAUUGCAAGCCAGUUGCCAUCAAGAGGCUGUAUACUCACUAUCCACAGUGCUUGAAGGAAUUCGAGACGGAACUCGAGACGAUAGGAAGUGUUAAGCACCGAAACCUGGUUGGCCUUCAAGGCUAUUCCCUCUCCCCUUCUCGGAACCUUCUCUUCUAUGACUAUAUGGAAAAUGGCAGUCUUUGGGAUCUCCUCCAUGUUUCUACCAAGAAGAAAAUUCUCGAUUGGGACACUCGACUGAAGAUCGCACUCGGAGCAGCUCAAGGGUUAUCUUAUUUACAUCAUGACUGUAAUCCCCGGAUCAUCCACAGGGACGUAAAGUCAUCGAAUAUUCUGUUGGACAAGGAUUUAGAGGCUCAUCUUACAGAUUUCGGCAUUGCUAAGAGCUUGUGCAUAUCAAAGUCUCACACUUCCACUUACGUAAUGGGCACCAUUGGUUAUAUAGACCCCGAAUAUGCUCGCACUUCCCGCUUAACCGAGAAGUCCGAUGUUUACAGCUAUGGGAUUGUGCUACUUGAGCUGCUUACAGGAAGGAAACCUGUGGACAAUGAAUCCAAUCUUCAUCAUUUGAUUUUGUCCAAGGCUGCAAACAAUGCUGUUAUGGAAACCGUUGAUCCAGAGAUCACCGCUACUUGCAAAGAUCUCGGAGCUGUUAAGAAAGUUUUCCAGCUUGCCCUUCUAUGCACCAAGAAACACCCAUCAGACCGACCGACAAUGCACGAAGUGACACGUGUUCUAGGAAGUCUCAUGCCGUUAGAAACCCCUCCAAAACAUCUGAACUCGGUCCAACUGGCGCCUCUGCCAUCUACCAAGGUCACUUGCUACAAGGAUGAAUAUGCAAAUCUCAAAACUCCACACUUGGUCAAUUGCCCAUCUAUGAGUACCUCGGAUGCACAACUUUUCCUCAAGUUUGGAGAGGUUAUUUCUCAAAAUAGUGUGUAAAACGAAGUCUAAUGUGCAUUAGAGGAUUGAAUAUCAAAGGAUGUCUUACUUUAGGUGUAGCCAAUAGAUUUGAGAAAGAACCAAAGAUGCUAACUAGUGAUAGUACUACAAAUUCAUGCUUGCAUAUUGACUAUAUGCAGGAUGGACUGAAGGGGGAGUGGGUUAGAGGCAGUCACCCCGUUGAA
This is a messenger RNA of Hibiscus syriacus, 3157 nucleotides long. Its product is annotated as LRR receptor-like serine/threonine-protein kinase ERECTA. NCBI's taxonomy places the organism in Eukaryota, Viridiplantae, Streptophyta, Magnoliopsida, Malvales, Malvaceae. The coding region runs from base 30 to 2972 and encodes 980 amino acids. The transcript is spliced from 27 exons. Gene Ontology annotation, biological process: protein phosphorylation. The record is from RefSeq and is a predicted model, not a curated record. Gene Ontology annotation, molecular function: ATP binding; receptor serine/threonine kinase binding; protein kinase activity.